CCUCCCCCGGAUCUCGCUACCCAUUCUCUGCGUCGAGUCCUCUCCUAGUCGCCUCCCCGUCUGCCGGCGACCAAACCCUACCAGAUCGCCGCGCACCUCCGCCGGCCAUGGAGAGCUGGGCGAGCUGGUUCGGAUCCGGCGUCACCUCCGCCUUCUUCGCCUCCCUCGAGCGCUGCUCCUGCAUCAACCUCUCCACCGACGACGACGACGACGACCUCGACGGCGAGGCCCACGACCGCGCCCUCAUCCUCGCCGCCGACUCCGCGCCCUCCGACGCCGCCGCCCACAAGGACGACAAGGACGGCGACAAGGAGCCGCCCCUCCCGCCCGUAUGACCGCCUCGCUCGCUUGCGUACGACUUACUC
Molecule: messenger RNA, 365 nt
Organism: Lolium rigidum
Lineage: Eukaryota; Viridiplantae; Streptophyta; Magnoliopsida; Poales; Poaceae
Exons: 1
Coding region: 108-335 (75 amino acids)
Source: RefSeq, a predicted model, not a curated record